CUAUUCUUGGCAGCACUGGAACUCGUUUUUUUCUAUUCUUGGCAGCACUAAAUGGAAACUGUCGUGCCAGCAAAAAACAAUUUGCAACACAGAUUUUUGUGUGGUACAGAGAUUGCAUGACCAAUUGCACUUUUUCACGCCUGGAAAUAUUUGCUACUGCUUAUCUUCUUCUCUUUCAGUCCAGGAACAAGAACAUCAAUACCACAGAACAAGAACCACUAACACCUUUUUACCCCUUCCAGCAUGUCGUCUAGCGUACAGCAUCUCACGUCGCGGCUAUGCAUUGCCAAUGUGUCUGUGUCUGGAGAUGGAACCUUGCAGGCUUUCAUGCUAAGUUCGGCUCGUGAUGCAAAAAUCUUGUACUGUGUUGCAUGAUUACCAAAAGGGGUCUACUUCUGCCCCAAUGGAAAGGGACUUUGUCAUGCGUCACUGGUGCCAUGGGUCAUGCAAAACCUGCAUGGCAAGUCUUGCACUCUUCCAGGAGACCCAGAAAUAUUUGCAACCCAUACUGGCUCGACAGAAAGGAAAUCGAGAUGCUGAAUCGCACCUACGCGAUGCCGCUUGCGGAACAGAUACAUCACCUGCACGCGGAGCAGAAUUCGGCUACCAGUGAUGAAACGGAGCGUGAUAGGAUGAACGCACUUUUUUCUGACGAAAAUGAGCCGGCCGACCGGGACGAACAACAAGAGCAACAGAACUACAACGGGAUGCUGGAUUUACGAAUACAACAGACUAUGGCGUGUUUACGAAUACAACAAACGCGCCGGCAGGCUGCAAACGGCUCUGCCCAAAGAAGGGAGGUUACAAGAACCGGCCAGACAACCAUCGCCGCCCUGCGGGAAGCCGACUUCAACAAAUUUAUUCUUCCUUUGAUUCUUCGAAGCCGAAGCCAAAGCCACAGCCAGCAGCAGCGCGACGCAUCAGCAUCCUCUACUGCACGCGGGUCGUCGUCCUCCGAUGGAGAUCAUCACACAGCGAAACUACCAGUGUUGUCCGAACGAGAACCUGCUCCGUUCACUAACUGGGACGAGUUCGUGCGCGUGCUCGACCAGGAGCGAACCAACUUGUACAAUGAACCGGAAGACGCAGUUCAGGUUGAUUAUAUCCAGUGUAAAAAGGUACUAUCCGUGGUCAGGUACUAGAUGGGAUCGGUGCAGGAGCUACACUAGCGCAGCACUUUUGCGAAUCCGGCAUGACAAGUUUCGAUCUGGGGUUUGUUGCUGCUUGGCAAUCAAAGACGCAUUGCAAAGUCAGUUCGCAAAAGUCAGGACUGGAUAAUUGCGCACCGACGUAGUUUCCCCAUGUAAUGAGAUUUUGCAUCGCAAGUCCGGGAUAGGGACGUUUCUACACAGGAUAAUGGUCAACGACGGGGGUUUAUCAUCGCCACCGACGUCCGCUGAUGUCGCUGUUCAGGACGUCUUCAGAGAACAAAACAGCUUCGAGCAAAACGCUUUUCCGGGCGAAACGCUUCUCCCACAAGAAGUAGACAACAUCCGCCGACCACUUGCGGAGCGUUCAGUGUCGUGGAUACCCGAACAUCCCAUAAAAUUCGGUCCCGACCCCAGGGACUUUCUACGCCACCUGCGCCAAGAACCGGUGCCAAUCCAGCGUCUUCGCGUGGAGCAGAAUUUGAAUGGCACCACCAACAAAAAGGAAAAACGUGAUCGACUUGUAUUCUUCGCUCGUGACAAUGAACCAGCGGAAUCGGACGGACAGCAGAAGGAACAGGACGAGAAGAUGAUGGCCCUACGACUGCAAGCUUUGCACAAGGUGGCGGCGGCCAACGAGGAUCUGGAUGCUGCGGAGAAACAGCUCAAGGAGGCCCAGGCAAACGUCGACGCAAAGCGGAUGCAAGUGCAGAAACACCUCCACGAAGAUGGGGAUUUACUGCAAGAGCUCAUCAACUUGCCUCAGGAGGAAGCCCUUGCGACGCAGCUUCAGAGGAUUUUCCGCCACGUUCCGCAUUUGGAAAACCCAUCGCUCGCUUCAUCUUUUAGUAUUAGAAGAUAAUUUGAUUUUGAAAUUGAUUUUCUAUAUUGUAAUCAUACCCGUGUAGCUACAUGGCACUCGUCUUCGAGUAGUAUAAGUGUGAACUUACGGUAGUGUAAGGAAUGUCAGCAUGACAUUAUUUUGCAAAUUUUUUCAUCGUGGCCUCUGUGGCAUCGGGGCAAUCUACACCACGAGUAAGACGAUCUUUUCGCACGACAUCGAAGAAUAAACAAAACAAAAAUCAUUUCAACAGGACCGGCUUCGACACUGAGUGAGGAUGUGCCGAUGGCAGGAAUGACCCCCGAUGACAGUCAGGAGCGACCACGAUAUGAUAACAGGAAAAGAUCACAGUGCCUUCCGACAGCAUUUUCAUGAAAUCACCACCGGGUCACAAAGAAAAACGAAAUUCAAUCACUACCAUCUUCAGCUUUUGUAAAAAAUAGAACCGAAAUAGAACCUCUUCUUCUUUGGCGUUGUGACCUUUUGUUGGCAUAUCCAUGACCGGAUUACCUUCCCCAUGCACGACGUGAACACCUGCCCAGCGGUGCAACAGCCUUUCGUGGAGGUGGAUGACCAAGGAAUGAACAGCGGUCUCCUGACGAACUACAGCCAUGCGAAAAAACCUAUCAAAUGGGACGGUACUUAUUGCUAUUUGUCGUUGCAGUAAUUCAACUUCAACUCUACCCGGAAGACGAAGCUGCUAAGUGUAAGCAUGACGCUCGAUGGUCAGGGAGAGCAUGUGAGUGUGAUUUUUAAGAUUCUGCGAAAGUCAUUACAUCUUCCGACCGGUGCAUGACACGUGUAGUAAUGCAGAUUUGCUCGGAUUUGAUCAUUUUGGCGACACUUCACUGCAGCACCGUCAGGCAACGUGACCCAGGAAACCUCAUCCAUGCGCAAGCAGCUGUUAUUGGAGGUGCCGUGCCACGGCAGGCUGGUCGAUGGCGAGCAAUGCCCGGAACUAGCGGCCAUGGCGGCUGAUGCAGAUCAUAUGGCGAUGAAACGGUCUUUUCCCGUCCCUGGAACAUCGACGUCCGCCGCAUUUGAGCCGCAGUCCGAUGUUCCGCCCCCGCCACCUGAGGUGCGCGGCCCCCCGUCCGUGCGGUUCACCAAUGCCGGCGACGAGUUGCUCUUCAACUUUCAUCCGGAUUUCGGGGCGCCUGGCAAGCUGCUUACAGCAGACGAACCGACCGUCAAGGAUGCCUGUGUAUCAACUGCAAUUGUGUCUGGGGCUGAUGAAACAGGAGUUCUUGAUACUACUUGCUUACCAAUAGCGAUUCAUGAGCCGGUCAUCAAAAUUUGAUUCUCAACAGCUGUGCAUCCGAAAUUCAAGUUGCCCAUCGGCCCGGCUGAGCAUGACAAGUAAGUACCUACUGAUUUUUCCAAAGUUGGAGUCCCAGACAUACUUGUAUUGCAUACUGCGAAGCUUUCAACAGUUUCGUCUACAGGACCGGCCAGGAGUACGAGCACUUCAUCCAACGAGAAGAGCUGCUCGAGUCUAAGUGGUACCAGUCGGACGACCCGUCGGACGAGACCGGGUGUAGCAGAGUGGACUUUCCCGUAGUCCGGAUGCACUUCGACGGCCUGCCAGAUACUGCAAAUGAAGUUUUGCGGCGGUGUUUAAUAACCCCAGAGUUUUGCGGGGAGUUGCGAGUGAAGGGCUUCCGCUCAUCGCAGCCCGACCAAGUAGUAGGCUUCGUCCGCCAGGGGUUUCAUUUCGACCUCUUCUUCACGACGAGGUUUCUGCACACUCUUUCCUAUCGCGACGCAUAUCCCGUGAAAUUUUUGCAGGGCCCGACUUCGAACGAGGAGUUGGCCGCGAGGUGCAUCAGGGCAGAAGGUGACCGCUGUCUCCGGAUGAAGUACACCGCUGCCGAGCUUCAGGCCCUGCUCGACUGGAUCAGUCCCAGGUUCAGAGACAUAUCGGGCGCAACGGCGGAACGCGAACAUCGUGAUGCGGACCACGCGAGGUGGGAUGAAGAUAGGGCAUCUGGCCGUCUCACAGAUAUAAUACCUGAGCGUCGCGCUCGCAGCUUUAUUCAGUGCAAACAUGUUGUCUGGAUCAAUCUAUAAAGGCGUAAACUUGUGAUGCGCAGCAUUUCAGAUCACUCGAAAUAUGUGUGUCAUCCGUGAACAGGGAAAGUCGGUGAAAAAUUCUUGCUACAGAGAGCGGGGGGUUGGCAUGCGAGAUGGAAAUAGUAACUGAUAGGCAGCAAUAAGGUAUAUUUGCACGAAAACCUGUGACGUUAGAGCCUGCAUGCUAGCCUUCUCAUGUGUCAUGCAAAAGUCGUGUGGAUAGAAUAGACUUUGCAUUCUUCCAGACCCAGGGAUAUUUGCAAUGCAUACACCUGCUCUCAACGGGGGACGGGCCAUAUUUCGAGUUUGCCACCGGAUUUUCGGUACUCACAGCUUGUAUUGAAAUGUCUUGGAUUAUUUGGUGUCGGAGUGUUCUGCGCAGCAAGUACCUUCGAAAUAUAAUUGUAAAAGAGCAUUAUCGCUUUUAUUGUUAUUUCAUGCUGGUUGCCAUCGUGGGAAUCUGUCAUGCGCAUUCUAUUUGUAGAUUAUGAAGUUUUUUCGUCACUCCUCUCCUGAGCAACACUACAUUACAGAAGAAGAGCGUUCUGGAGGCCUUCGACGGCAUUAGCCUGCAAGACGGCGAGGUGGUUGUCGAGCUUGACUGCGACGCGUCAGAGCGAGAUUUUUUCCUACACGUCGCCGACGUGUGGGCACAUCGAGAAGUCCAGUGGGACUCACGCGCUUGGGGAAAACAAGUCCUGGUGCGACAUGCGAGCCACGUCCUAGAGACCGCCAAGCGGCCUAUGCAUUGUAAAAUCAUCGUAACACUAACACGCAGAAGGAGAAAUGGAUUUUGAAAUACUGAUCUGUUCACUCUAUGUAUGAAUGAUGUUUAUGUCGUGACGAGAGGAUUUGUCAUGCAGUAUUGCAGUUACUUUAUCUUUACCUUUUUAGUCACAGUACGACCGCGAUGCUUUUGCAGGGGAUACAGCUGAUCGACCAAUACUUCGUCAAAGAGGAGCUCCGAAAGCGGUUUCCGAGGCAUGACCCCCUCCUUGCCAAGUUCGACCUCAUGGACCCGUACUACCUCCGACACUGCAUUCGUGACUGCUUCCAGAAUAUGCAAGUUUGCAAAAGUACCAGGUGCGUGCACGACGUCAGAAGGUUAUCUUGAAAUCAGUUAUGUGUCAAUCAAUUUUGUUGAUUCUACCCGUAGUACACCCCGGAGUACGGAGAAAAUAUGCAUAUUCGCCGCAUUGUUCGAAACGAACUGUCAUGCGCACUGCCGCUGUGAAGGAAUAUUUCCUUUCUAUACGGUAUCCGGUAUUUCAUCUUGAGUGUUUUUUUCACCUUGUAGAGACCACCUUUGAUCGAUUGCACAGCUCGGGGUCUUUUCAGUCUGAUACGGUCGUCUGCUGGGGGAACCAAGCUGCUGUUUUCUAUCGUGUGAAAAAGAAAUAUCUUCACCCGAGCCAAAAAUGUUUAUAUAAUGUGUUUGAGAUUGAUGUCAUGCGGUAAGAAAAACUUGAGAAGUUGUAGUUCUCCUUCGCAGCCUGAAAAUUUUUUUUGCUCGGGUUAUUGCAGAAGCUUUUUCAGCACGAUAUAUUUUUGCAAUGGCGAGCAGUUGGACCCGACGAGCGACAUGCCAAUCGCAGACCUACUGGCGUAUGGGAGCGUCAGGACCCAAAUCGGCAAAGUUGAAAUAUUUCAUUACUUAUGCAGAAAUUGAGGAGGCAUGACGUGCAUGUACUGGAAAGCAGGGAAGUGAGCCCGGUUGUAAGCUUGUUCAGAGAUGGAGAGAAAGCUGCUGCAGUAGGACCAUGGAAAAAGAUGUUUUCUUCGGCGAAACAGCAUGACAAACUGGAUUUAGGUACUGCCAAUAUUUGUCAUGCGCUGCCUAGAAACUGGGAAACAGCGGUUACCGGUUUUAUGCAUGGCUAAGCAUAAUCACUAUUUCAGCUUUGUCCGGUUCGAUCCUGAUGAACCCUCCAUAUGGCGGCGCCGCACUGUAGUGACGGAGAUGAGGUGGACCGCGAAACGGCCGAAGAACAGGAGUUGCAGAUUUUCGUUGUCACCCAGCCCCUCACCGGAAACUGGAAGUACCUGGAGUAACGUCAAAAUGAACAACUGGAAGGUAGUACCUAGAGGACACGGCUUUGUCGCAUCAGCAAUCAUGAUGUGAAACUCGUUAUCGCGAACCUAGACAGUCGUGACACUACGUCUUUGAACUGGAGAAAAAGAGCAUCAACACGAAAUAAAUGCAAUUUAGAGACCUCCCCUUUUCGUCAUCUUCGCGCCGACUCGUGUGAUAAAUCCACUGUUUCGCCCGGAUGUCUUGAUUAAGAUCACGCACCAAUAGUACAAGAAUCAAACUGGUGCUUCCUCAGGGUGGGUGCGACGAAAAAGGCUAGAUAACAAGGAAGAUGACAAGGCUGGUCAAUAUGCUGGCUUUCGACCACCAGCAGACAACAAAACUGUAAUAAACGAUGAUGAAAAUAUUGAGGAUCACACUAAUGAGGAUAGUUGCUGUACUUGAACCAAAGUAAGUACAGCAUGGAGCUCUAGUUGUACAGUGCCCGCGACGAGUAGUUGACAACAAAGCAAG
This is a messenger RNA of Amoebophrya sp. A120, 6607 nucleotides long. Lineage: Eukaryota; Dinophyceae; Syndiniales; Amoebophryaceae. The record is from the annotation of a GenBank genome assembly.